Ichthyophthirius multifiliis is the source of this 787-nucleotide messenger RNA. RefSeq lists its product as hypothetical. Lineage: Eukaryota; Ciliophora; Oligohymenophorea; Hymenostomatida. The transcript has a single exon. The record is from RefSeq and is a predicted model, not a curated record.
UAUUUUUUUCUUUUUUAUUUCUUAUUAAUAUCAAAAUUAUAUAGCCACGAUUAUUAAAUUACCAGAUAAACAUUUAAAUGGCCCUAAUAUUGUAACAGUCACAUAAUAUAUUUUAUUAAUUACAUUAGCCAGUGAUAUUUUAAUAGGCUCCAGCUUAUUGAUAGUAUAUAUUUUCUUUAAAUAAAGAUAUUUAUUUCAGCAUAAACUGUUUCUUUUAAAUAAUUGGUGUAAAUCAAGAAAAUACAAUGCAAUUUAUACAAAUAUUUUCAUAUAUUUUUUUUCGAUGUUUGAGUUUUUCCGAUGAUAUCCUUGAGAACAUAAGCCUACUAAAUUAUCUAAAGGCAUGCCAAAUAAGAUAGGAUAGAGAAAACAUCAAUACGUUAGAAGUAAACUAUUAACUUUCUUUUAUAAUAAUAGGUUAUCAAUUAGGAAUUACACUUUUAGGCAUUAAAUAUUGUUAAAAUAUAAAAUAAUAGUAUUCAUUGUAAUAUUAUAAUAGAUAACUAUUUUUAUUAUUAAAUCUUUAAAUUAAUAGAAUCAUUCAUAUUUUAACUUGCUAAUAAACCUUAAAUUGAAAUUAACUUCACUAUGAACAGGUCCUAGAUCACCGAUAAAAUAAUACUUAUAAGCCGCCAUAUGCGAAAUAAUUUUUUUUAUUAUAUUUUAAAUUAUACAUAUAUAUUAAAAUCAGAAAUCUUUCCUUGAACUUUUAUAUUUAAGGAGUGUUAAAUUAUUUAAACUAUUUUAAUUGUCGGUUUCAAAACUCAUAUUUAUUCUGAUUUUGAGA